This is a messenger RNA of Metarhizium robertsii ARSEF 23, 951 nucleotides long. RefSeq lists its product as uncharacterized. The transcript is spliced from 5 exons. Gene Ontology annotation, molecular function: kinase activity. The coding region runs from base 1 to 951 and encodes 316 amino acids. The record is from RefSeq and is a predicted model, not a curated record. Lineage: Eukaryota; Fungi; Ascomycota; Sordariomycetes; Hypocreales; Clavicipitaceae.
AUGCGCCGCCACUUUGGCACGCACGCGCGGCAUACUACUGACCUGCCCUGCAGCGUGCCUCACUUCCCCCAAGAAGACGCCAAGCUCCGCGCGACAAAUCUCACGAUCCGCAGGGGAGGCAACUGCCCGAACUCACUCGAGGUGCUCCAGCAGCUCGUUACAGACAAAGACAAUACGCAACUGCACCUCGUGUCGUGUCUGCCGCGCCGGGAUGCCCCCAGCACCAGGAGAAUCAUCUCGUCAUUCGGGCCUGACACCAGAGUCGAUUUCCGGCACUGCAUAUAUAGGGAGGGGUAUACGGAGGCUGCGAGCAGCUACAUCAUCAGAAGCCAGCAGAGCAAUAGCCGCACCAUUGUGAAUUACAACCAUUUGCCGGAAAUGACGUGCCAUGAGUUUGCCCAAGUGGUGGACGGCUUUGAUGGGCAUGAGCCGACAUUGUGGCACUUCGAGGGCCGCAUCCCGGAGACUACCCUCGCAUGCAUGCGUCUGCUCCGACAGAAGCUGCCCGAAGCAAACAUCAGCGUCGAGGUUGAGAAGCCCGGAAGAGAGGGACUAUCACAACUCGCCCAAGAAGCCGAUGUUGUCUUUUAUUCUCGGGUGUGGGCAGAGAGCCGAGGACACAGGUCUGCCAAAGCAUGUCUCACAAAAGAACGCCGCCAUCAAGGAUCACUCGGAUUGUGCACUUGGGGUGCAGACGGGGCGACUAUCAUGUCUCAGGCAACCGGAGCCUGUCUUCACUGCCCCGUGGAGAGCGAGUCUGGCCAAAUAUCCGUUAUAGAUCCUGUCGGCGCUGGCGAUACAUUCAUUGCCGGAAUGCUUCUCAGCUUGAUACGCAACGACUGGCCCUUGUCGGAUAUCGGCAAAGCAGCAUCAUUUGCUGUAAGGCUAGCAACCUUGAAAGUCCAGAGAGAAGGUUUCGGAGGACUUGGGCUGGAUAUUGCGUCACGAUAG